Gadus morhua (Atlantic cod) is the source of this 4074-nucleotide messenger RNA. It is a transcript of the gene c1qtnf12, whose product is annotated as C1q and TNF related 12. NCBI's taxonomy places the organism in Eukaryota, Metazoa, Chordata, Actinopteri, Gadiformes, Gadidae. Bases 1236 to 2213 code for a protein of 325 amino acids. The transcript is spliced from 8 exons. The record is from RefSeq and is a predicted model, not a curated record. Gene Ontology annotation, molecular function: hormone activity.
GAGAGAGAGAGAGAGAGAGAGAGAGAGAGAGGGAGAGAAAGAGAGAGAAAGAGAGAGAGAGAGAGAGAGAGUGCAGCUGAGCAGGCAGCAGGAGAAUACUACCACACACACUUCAACUCAACUCUGGGCUCCCAGUCACUCGAGCUGUAGAAGUGCAUCAACUCUUGGACUUGAUAGUUUGCAUGGACAACCCCAAGUGAACACCUUGGCUAUAGAUUGGUUUGGCCGGAGGCAGAGAGGUUGCCACAUUGCUACCCUCACUGCGCUACCAACACAGUUGGAGCUACAGCAGUGAGCAGAACCCGGACCUGAUCCAACUUCCCUGGGACUAAGAGACUGUGCAUUCCCCUUGAGCUCCUGGACACGGCCAGCCUGUGGGAUGGACAGAUCCCCUGCAUCUCCCGAGUAAGGCAGCGCUUCUGCUGGAUCUUGUUUUGGAUGUUUUGUUUUGGUUAUUGUUGUGUUUUUAGUGUGGCGAACACACCAGCGCUGAACAGGAGUGAGUAGAGCGUCCUGCUGUCCAUCUCCAUCUCCCUCUCCCUGCGCACCCCACCCUGAGAUUUCACAGACCCUCCUCUCCGUGUCUUCCUCUGGGCAGCCCGCGUGUCCCCUCUGCUACCCCCCCCCCCCCCUCUCCUCCCUCACACCACUCCCCCCCCCCCCUUACCCCAUAGCCCUCACACCCCACCCCUCCCAGACAGAGCAGAAAGCGUGAAAAAUCUCACUAAUGGGUUUAUUUGCUGUCAGAUCUGUGCCGAUCUGUCAUUCCCAGACGACCGUUCUGCUUGAAACAUUUCAUAGCUGAGUAGCCCCCCUCCUGCCUCUCUCUCUGGCCAGAGGUAGUGGAGCCCCUGCAUCAUUCUGCUGGCCGAGAGAGCUUGUCAAACAGACAGAGAGAGAGAGAGAGAGAGAGAGAGACAGAGAGAGAGAGAGAGAGAGAGAGAGAGAGACAGACAGACAGAAAGAGAGAGACAGAUAGAGAGAGACAGAGAGACAGAGGCAGCAGCAGCAGACAGUCUGACAGCAUCAGCGGACAGAGAGUGAAUUUGUCCCCUCCUCAGUUGGUCAUCCAAGGCAUCUACUCCCCAUCACCACCACCACAACCAGCACCACCAACAACAACACCACCACCAACACCACCACCACCACAAAGCCGGUUCCGACCUCCAGCAGAACCCAGUGGUUUCUUCCCACCAAGAUCUCUGAGCGGGUGCUGAGCGGAAGUGUGUGUGAAGAUGCGGGUCGGGCCCGGCCCACUAGCGGUGCUGGCCUUAGUGUUCUGGACUCAGUGUGUCCUCCUAGACGGGGUCGAGGCCAAGAAGGAGAGGAAGAGACCCAAGGAGGCCCCGCCACAACACACAGAGAACUCCAACACCACGCUGUCCAACAGUGAGGAGGUCGGAGGGACCAUCAAGGUAGGACCCCAAAAUGUUUCUGACAACCAGCGUGUUGACCCACUGGGAUCAUGGAUGGACUUUGUGAAACGACCUGUAGGCAACUUCAGAAAAUGCCCCAAACGGAGACGGCCCCUGCCCGGACCCCCCGGCCCGCCUGGACCACCAGGACCUCAGGGACCCCCUGGCUCUCCGGGGGCAGAGGUCACCCAGGAGGUGCUCCUCCAGGAGUUCAAGGAGAUGAUCAAAGAGGCCACGGAGCGCAGAGCGUCGGCGCUGGAGCGACAGAGCAGCAGCCCCAGCCUGCCGCCUCCGGCGCUGCUCGCUCUAGAAGGGAUGAGCUCGUACCGCCGGAUAGAGGAGGCCUUCCACUGCAAGCUGAAAGGCCCCGUGGUGAUAGACAAGAAGACCCUGGUGGAGCUGCAGAACUUCCAGACGCCUCCGGCGAAAGGAGCGUUUCUGAGAGGGUCGGGCAUGGACCAGUCUACUGGCAGAUUCACCGCACCCAUCACCGGGAUAUACCAGUUCUCUGCCAAUGUUCAUAUUGACCACAACGAGGUGAAGAGGAGCAAGAGCCAGCUGAAGGCCAGAGAUAACGUGCGUGUUCUGAUCUGCAUUGAGUCUCUCUGCCACCGAUACACGUCACUGGAGAUGAUUGUUGGCUUGGAAAGUAACAGCAAGAUAUUCACUGUCAGCGUGCAAGGUCUGCUGGAGCUACAGGUUGGACAGUACACAUCCAUAUUUGUGGAUAACGCUGCUGGGGCCUCCAUCACCAUACAGAGUGGCUCUGAUUACAUGGGCAUGCUGCUCGGUGUAUAGACGGCCCACCAACACCAGCACCAUCCAUCCACCCACCCACACAUCCCCAAGGACAGCCACUUAGAACUGCCCAUAAGGAGACACCUGUAUCUUGUUGGGCAUCAAGGAUUAUUCAACUUGGAUUUGCCGGUGGACUUUUUGCAGAUGCCGAAAAGACAGUAUAACAAACUUUCAUGGGCUGGAUUUGUAUCUUUACACAAUAAGCUGUCCCCCAUCCCAUCCAGGAUUAGGUUGGCCUCAUUGCACCCUAAUACAACAAUAGUUUCUUUUAAUCACAAUAGAGUUCGGUGGAACAGUGAACCAUUCAAACAGUCACGCGAGGCCCUUCUUAGCGGCAUAGCAAAUGUGUUGGUCAGAAUAUGAUAAGGGGGACAGCAGCAUCAGAUAGAGAAAUAUAUGUUUUAUAAUAUAAUGUAUAACAUAAAGAUGUGUUUGGGUUUUGUCUUUGUGAUCCGUUUUCAUUCAAAAUGUAGUAUUUUCGUAUGUUUAAACAUUUGUCUACAUUAUUUGUGUUGUAAAGACUCUUUGAGUACACUGGACCGGUAUAUAGACCCAGGAUCUAAGAGAAGUUGAAUAUCCGAUGUAAUUACACUUUUAUGCUAUAUUGUUAUUUCAAAGAAUUCCAGACACAGAUAAACAUUUGGAGAAGACAGAGAAUGUUUAAAGUUCUUCUUUUGUUGUGUUUUGUGUAUUUUUUGAGAAUCUUAGGAAUUCACCAGACAAGCAUUUUAUUGAACAUGGUUUUCACGUCUGAGGUAUGUUCAACGCCAUUGUGGGAGUUUCCACUUGAAUAUGAAUCACACUUAACAUUCCUGGAUUACAACAAACAAUUUUUCUUUUCAUUUCAUUCUGAAUUAACUGCAUCAUUUACCGUGAUUAGAGAUUACAUCAUUAAAUAAAUCUAGCGAUCUGUGAUUCACUUAUAAUUCACCAUAGAUAUGUGUAAUAUUGUUCAUCUUGUAUCUAUAUUUUUCGGUAAAAUGUAUUAAUUUACCUGGGGGGGGUGAAAAGCCUUUUCGCCUGGAUAUGUAAAAUUCUUCCACGUCUGUUUCCACUUCAAUAUUAGCUGGUGUUACUUCUCUUUAUGAUAAUUUGAUUGUAAAUUACUCAGAAUUUCUUGAGGAAACACUGAGCUUUAAAAUAUGACCACCUCCUCUUGUGGUUUGAAUUAUAAAUCUCUGCCAUUUCAUUUCCAUAAACAUAUUUCCCGGAAACCGCAGCUCAUAUAACGAGUGUCUUUCUAUGUUAAUUGUUUUAAUUUGUAUUCUACUGUGAUUCCAUGCCUAAACUCUUGGUUGUGCAGAUUUAUGAAAUUCAAAUAGGACUUUGGAUAAACAUGGACCUCAUCCGUCUAUUUCUUCUCAUAAUUCCUCAAAAAUGUUCUAAGUGUAACGUGUAUAUAUCUUGAUUGACCUUAACGGUACAUCACAAGACAUUAUUAAGACGCUUCAAGGCUUAUUCAUCACUAUUUCUUGUCCAACCACUUGUACUAACCUGUUUGCAUCAGUGCAGGCCUUAUCAUCAGGCUUCUCAGGAAAGCUCUGCUGGGAAGCCAACUGUCACAUACUGUAUCCGGAAACCCACUGCAAACCCCUAGCACCCACCUGCUAAGUUAUUGUGGCGUGUUUUUGUGUGUCUGCGCAAACUAUAUCAAACACUGGUCGUCUACUUCCUGAACAACUCUACCUGCAUUCUGUCAGUCUUAUUUGGUAUUUAAGUUAUUAUUUCUGUUGUUAUUUUUGCCUUUCAGUUACAACGCAACAAUUGUGCUUUCAUUCUCUGAGCUUUCGGUCUGCAUGCCAACCAUAAUGUUUUCCAAAUAAAUAUAAAUUAAUUAAUAAAUAAAGUUCUCUUUGGUUGA